Messenger RNA from Aspergillus chevalieri, 1155 nucleotides. RefSeq lists its product as uncharacterized. NCBI's taxonomy places the organism in Eukaryota, Fungi, Ascomycota, Eurotiomycetes, Eurotiales, Aspergillaceae. The transcript has a single exon. The coding region runs from base 1 to 1155 and encodes 384 amino acids. The record is from RefSeq and is a predicted model, not a curated record.
AUGCGAAAGCACUGGCGCCAGGUCCAUCAAUGGUCCCAACAGACCCGCCGUGGCCGGGUUGGCCAGAGAGAGCGCACACAAGGGGCCGCUGAGCUCCGGCGUUCAUUCACCACCGUAGCAUGGCAGCAGAUCUUCCCAUCGGGCCCGGGGUCCCAUUACAUCCAUAUCCGCUUCCCAGAGGGCCACCCACCACCACCACUGCCCCCCGCGGACCAGGCCCAACGGGCCGUCGAUGCCAUCAUCACCGCAUGGGAUCAGGCUCGAACGGCCCAGGAACAACAGGCCGUCAUCCAGGCCGAUCGGAUCACCGAUGCUAACCCGUGGCUCCGCCGGACCGGGUGGGCACGAUACCUGGAAGGUGUGCACCCCCAGGACCUGCUCCGGCUGGUGGAAGCGCCCCCCGAGGAGCCCCCGGAUCCCAUUGAACAGGCCAUCCAGGCCAUUUGGAAUGCCAUGGGCCAGUUGGCCCGGCGGAGCCAGCAGACCGUGCAGCGGUGUGGAACCGGCAUUUGUAUGGAGGCGGCCCGGACCGAGGCCGGACAGACCCCAUACCGGCCGCUCCAGGCGUACAUGGAUGAAACCAGUGUCCAGAAGCAUGUGCAGGCGUGGCAGCAAGUGUUGGGCUUCAUUGCACGCACACAGGCCACCCAGGCCGGACAGGGCAUGCCGGAGUGGUGUGGUCCGCUGCCCGUGUAUGGGAUGACCGCGCGGCAGCAGCGGAAGUGGCAGAUGUUGUGGCAGCUUGCCAUGCCCACCAUGGCGAGGCCCCAACAGGCGCCCCAUCGAGCCCGGGCUCGGGCGGUCCAUAUGUUCCCCGGGGCCGGUCGGAUCCUAGAGCAGGGUGGGAACCCCGGCAGUUAUCGGGCCACAGAGGGGCGUGGGGUGAGCCCCGGAGAUCAGCCCACAGCCGGGCAUGGGGUGAGCCCCGAGCAUGUGGAAGAAGCAGAGGAGACUGGCAAUGCAGGCAGCACCGAGCCGGCAUGGAUGAUGAGCCCAAUGGAGCGUGCCUGCUUGGAGUUUUGCAUUGAGCUGCUCAACCAGCGCCACCGUGCCCAUGAAUAUGAAAGCCCCCUUGUGUGUGCCAUGGCGGUGCUCGGCUGGGGGGAGACUGGGUGGCGUGAUCCCGACAGUUACCCCCCAUUUUAUCGCGGAUGA